Molecule: messenger RNA, 1545 nt
Organism: Suillus fuscotomentosus
Lineage: Eukaryota; Fungi; Basidiomycota; Agaricomycetes; Boletales; Suillaceae
Exons: 1
Coding region: 1-1545 (514 amino acids)
Source: RefSeq, a predicted model, not a curated record
AUGUCCUCCCGGCAAUCCGACAUCGACAAAUUCCUGCUCUAUGCAACGAUAAGCUCUGUUGGUGUCCCUUCUGGCCCACGCACCUUAGAUACUACGCAAGCUCUCCUUAGGCAAGAGCUGAAAAACCGCCUGAUUCAUGAAGGUGUUGGAAGGGGUGCCAGAAUACCAUUGGAGAACUCCAUUUUUUGUAAUCUUGUGAUAAAAACUACUCUCCAAUUAAGCGAGAUCAAGACAAUCCAGUACGACAAAACAGGACCAUCUGCAUACUCUGGAGAAAAAUGGAAAUUCCACCACAGAAGAAAAGGAAUCAAAUGUACUCGUGGCACAAAGUAUGGACAAGAUGACAGUACGGAGGACAGUGGCACAGAGCAUGAGGAUACAGAGGAUGAUGAUACAGAUGGCGAGGAUGCAGAGGAUGAUGAUAUGGACAAUGGUGAUACGGAUAUUGACAAUGCAGAGAUCGAGGGUGCAGUGCUUGGCGUAGAGCCCUCUUUUGACUCGGUGAUCCAUGGCCAAUCUGAAACAGAAACAUGGAGUUCCCAAGAGUACCAGCCUUCUGGAUCGAAGAAAAGACACAGGCAGGUGCCUGUGACAACUGAAAAAGAGUUUCAACGUCUCUUCUACACCAUCCAGUAUCACCUGCAUCACAAACUGAAACACCACCUCCCUUUCAACAUAUCGGCUGGGUCCCGGUACUGGUCUGCAGAGUUCUCCACCUCUCCUAUCCCAGAUGAAUACAACUGCCAGAAGCCCGACAUAGCCCUGUUUGACUUCGCCAUCAAAAACAUGGGGAAGACAUGGGCAGACGUCCUGUCCUUCAUGGAGCAUACCUCCAGUGAUCUUGCUAAAAAGCGAGAUAUACCAGUGUUCUGGGGAUCUAUGACCAAAGCCUACCUAAUGCUGAGAGAACAACCAUGGCGUCGAUUUGUCGUUGAGUUCUCGAUUUGUGCCAAUCAGCUUCAUGCACAUUAUUUUGACCGCUCCGGUCUCAUCAUAUCCCAUCCCUUUCACAUUCAUCAAAACAUGGGCCCUGUGCGACUCACAGAGAUGUUGAGCACCCUCACUCUAUCAGAUACUCACCAUUUGGGUUUCGAUCCGACGAUCCACAUGUGUAACACUGCAUGCACAGGAACUCAUUCUAAUUUAGCACCCGAGGCGAAGGGCUGGGUGAAGGACAACCACGACAAAAUGUAUUCCAUUAUGGAGGUUCUGUGGAAGAGCCAUGGGCUUAUCUGUCGUGGAACGGUUUGUUAUUGUGUUGUUGAUGAGGCAGGGAAUAAGUACACUUUAAAAGAUUGUUGGGUGACAGAGGAGAAGAGAAUGCACGAAACGACCAUCCUGCAGAUGGUCAAGGGCAUCCCUAAUGUUGUCGAACUCGUAGACCAUUGGGACGUGUAUUACAAAGGGGAGCCUGACUGCACAGCGUGCAUUCGCAGCCAAUACAACAUGGGCCAUCGGGACGACUUGAUGUUCCGCAACAGAUUCCACCGCCGCAUUCUCUUGUCCCCCUGUGGAGAGCCAUUAUCUAAAUUCAGCUCUAGAUGA